Phaeoacremonium minimum UCRPA7 is the source of this 1020-nucleotide messenger RNA. Its product is annotated as putative cytidylyltransferase family protein. Lineage: Eukaryota; Fungi; Ascomycota; Sordariomycetes; Togniniales; Togniniaceae. The record is from RefSeq and is a predicted model, not a curated record. Gene Ontology annotation, cellular component: nucleus; cytoplasm. Gene Ontology annotation, molecular function: ATP hydrolysis activity; nicotinamide-nucleotide adenylyltransferase activity. Bases 1 to 1020 code for a protein of 339 amino acids. The transcript has a single exon.
AUGGCUGCUGCCCUAGACAUUUUCAAGCGCGAACUGCAACACUUUCAGUCUCUUGGCCGGCACUUUCAGGUCGUCAGCACCAUCCGCCAUCCCAAUAGCGGCGCCUCCGUCUUCAGCCGGCCGCAGCCCCCUGACGUGUCCUCACAAUUCCCGCUCAAACGUUUGGUCGUGCUAGACUCGUCCUUUAACCCUCCAACAAUAGCACACCAGUGGCUUGCCACCAGCGCCCUUCGUGAUGUCUGGAGAAAGGAGGGACUACGACCAGCCGAGUCACGGCUCCUGCUCCUGCUCGCCGUCAAUAAUGCCGACAAAGGGGUGAAGCCGGCCGCUUUUGAGCAUCGCCUGACCAUGAUGGCUGCAUUUGCUAGAGAUCUGCUUCGUUCAUCGGAGCAAACAGAGUCUAGCAUCGACAAGUCGCCUUUGCCUUCAGAUGGUGGAAGUAGCACAUUGAAAGGUCAACCGAGUGUCGAUUCAGCUGAGGAUUUGGCCAUCGAUAUCGCCCUGACCACGUUCCCCUACUUUCAUGACAAAAGCGCCGCCAUUGCUUCUUCCGAAUUCUAUAGUGGACAUGGUGUAGAAUCCCCGGAACAGCUAUUUCUUGCGGGAUUUGACACGCUGAUCCGCAUCUUCAAUCCAAAGUACUACAAACCGCCCGUUCCAGAGGAGGGGAUUUAUGAUGCACAUGAGACGCCCAUGCAGUCGGCUCUGGACCCGUUCCUUGGCCGCGCAAGACUUAGAAUAACGAUGCGGACAGACGAUGACUGGGGAGGAAAGGAUGAACAACUAGCCUAUGUGGACAGCAUGCUGCAUGGCGAUGAGUUGGAGAAUGUCGGUGGUCGCAAGGAAUGGGCAAGCAGAGUAGAGCUUGUGGAAGGCAUACAAGCCGACGAGGGGGCCGUGAGCAGCACACUUGCCCGGAAUGCCGCGAAGCAGGAGGACUGGAAGGCUCUGAGGUCGUCUGUAUCAGAGCCCGUGGCUACCUACAUUCAGAGUCAAGGGCUGUAUUCCGAAAGCUCGUGA